Messenger RNA from Aspergillus puulaauensis, 381 nucleotides. RefSeq names its product mitochondrial 54S ribosomal protein bL32m. Gene Ontology annotation, cellular component: mitochondrial large ribosomal subunit. The record is from RefSeq and is a predicted model, not a curated record. Gene Ontology annotation, molecular function: structural constituent of ribosome. NCBI's taxonomy places the organism in Eukaryota, Fungi, Ascomycota, Eurotiomycetes, Eurotiales, Aspergillaceae. Bases 1 to 381 code for a protein of 126 amino acids. The transcript has 2 exons. Gene Ontology annotation, biological process: translation.
AUGGCUUUGCGACUGCUUUCCUCCAAUCCGCUCCCCCAAAUAUUCCCUCGACUUGUCCUACCGUCGAAAUCUCUGCGUUUUACCAUCAGCCUUCCGUCACAACACCAUGUCUUCCUUUCCGCUUUUCUCCGACCGGUUGCUUUUGCUCUGAAUGUUCCUGGGCUUUUAUCCGAUUUAUGGGAGUCCGUUCUUCGAGCCGUUCCAAAGAAAAAGACGUCCCACAUGAAGAAAAGACAUAGACAGAUGGCCGGCAAGGCCUUGAAGGACGUCAGGAACCUUAACACCUGUCCUGCUUGCGGUCAAAUAAAACGCUCUCAUGUACUAUGCCAACAUUGCGUUGAAAAUAUUAAGAAACAAUGGGGAAAGACCCAAUUGUCGUGA